AUGCUGUCCGAAGCGCGAAAACAUGGUCUCUAUCUCCAAUUCUCUGAUCGCGAUGUCCCCGGUAUUGAAGACCCCCGACAGCUUGUUUUCCCCGACGGAACAGGAACGCAGACACUGAGAUGUAUCAACGGGAUAAGUGUGGACUUUUGGGAUAUCACGAGCGUUAUGUGCAGGGAAGGCCGUCGGAAAGAACUUGCGCCGAGCAAAAUUGCCACAUUUGGCUCAGCGGAUCGAGUGUUGUUCGCGGAGGGCAAGCUCGCCGGCCAAAUCAGGAACGCUCCAGUGGGAGCAUUCAUUCACCCAUCGGUCUUCUUCAUGGACGGCUGUAGCUAUAGCAUAAUCCGGACAAUCAAUGAGUCGUCGAUAGCUGCAGCCAUCCAGAAAGAAAUCUCCUUCAUGGACAAUACGUCUCAGAGGUACCUCGAUAUCACUGAACACAGCGAAUUGAUCAGUCGACCACUGGAAGCGCGCGUCCUUGUUUGCGGUCCCACGAAGGCAGGCAAAGGGACCCUGAUCAAUCAAGUCCUGGGAAGGGAAGCGAACGUGGUUCACGAGAAUACACCUGGGCCCGCCGACAUCGAGACAGCACGGACGGCAGAGGGGCCUCCGUACAAAUUCCAUGAUUCACGAGGUUUCGAUAGAAGUGAGCGUCACGAGGAGUAUUUCUGGCAAGCCAGGACUGAUAAUGCAAUUCAGCCCGCCGACCUCGCAAUCAUGAAUCUCGGAGGCCUCGGAGGAGUGCCGGUCAUUUUGGUUUUCACAAAAUUGGAUUCAUUAAUAUCAACCGUCGAAGAGGCGACCCAUCAAGCAUGGAGGCGAGAUCAGCAGAACCCGGUAUUCCGCCAAGAGCGACGGAUAGAGAGGCUACCAACAGAUGCUCAAGAUGAAAUAAGUCGUCAAGCAAGAGACGUGGCCGAGGCACAAGAUCGCCUCAUACAAGCCUGGAGAAGUCAUCCAGGGAUGAGAGAUCGAUAG
This is a messenger RNA of Cladophialophora bantiana CBS 173.52, 975 nucleotides long. RefSeq lists its product as uncharacterized. The transcript is spliced from 4 exons. The coding region runs from base 1 to 975 and encodes 324 amino acids. The record is from RefSeq and is a predicted model, not a curated record. NCBI's taxonomy places the organism in Eukaryota, Fungi, Ascomycota, Eurotiomycetes, Chaetothyriales, Herpotrichiellaceae. Gene Ontology annotation, molecular function: GTP binding.